Molecule: messenger RNA, 1423 nt
Organism: Cornus florida
Lineage: Eukaryota; Viridiplantae; Streptophyta; Magnoliopsida; Cornales; Cornaceae
Product: glutamine synthetase cytosolic isozyme 2
Exons: 12
Coding region: 96-1166 (356 amino acids)
Cellular component (GO): cytoplasm
Molecular function (GO): glutamine synthetase activity
Source: RefSeq, a predicted model, not a curated record
UCAGUUAUGGUCUCUUCAUUCAACCAAAUAUACAGAGAGAGAGAGAGAGAGAGAGUAAUCUGUAGUCUUCCAUUUCUCUGUGUUGUGUUUGAGAUAUGUCUCUGCUUCAAGAUCUCCUCAACCUCGACCUCUCCGAUGUCACCGACAAGGUGAUUGCUGAAUACAUAUGGAUUGGCGGUUCAGGCAUGGAUCUCAGAAGCAAAGCUAGGACUCUUUCAGGACCUGUUUCCGAUCCCAAAGAGCUCCCAAAGUGGAACUACGAUGGAUCUAGCACGGGCCAAGCCCCAGGGGAAGAUAGUGAAGUGAUUAUCUAUCCCCAAGCAAUUUUCAAGGAUCCAUUCAGGAGGGGCAAUAAUAUUCUAGUCAUGUGUGAUGCUUAUACUCCUGCUGGUGAGCCAAUUCCAACAAACAAGAGGCAUAAUGCAGCAAAGAUUUUCAGUCAUCCCGACGUGGUUGCUGAAGAACCCUGGUAUGGCAUUGAGCAGGAGUACACGUUGUUGCAGAAAAAUGUUAAGUGGCCCAUUGGUUGGCCAGUGGGAGGUUUUCCUGGACCCCAGGGACCAUACUACUGCGGGAUUGGUGGUGACAAAGCCUUUGGACGUGAUAUUGUUGACUCUCAUUACAAGGCCUGCCUUUAUGCUGGUAUUAACAUAAGUGGCAUCAAUGGAGAAGUCAUGCCAGGCCAGUGGGAGUUUCAAGUUGGACCUUCUGUUGGCAUCUUAGCUGGAGACGAGUUGUGGGUGGCUCGUUACAUUCUGGAGAGGAUUACUGAGAUUGCUGAUGUGGUGCUUUCUUUUGACCCCAAACCUAUUCAGGGUGAUUGGAACGGAGCUGGUGCUCACACAAACUACAGCACCAAGUCUAUGAGGAAUGAUGGUGGUUAUGAAGUCAUCAAAAAGGCUAUUGAGAAACUUGGUCUGAGGCACAAAGAACAUAUCGCAGCUUAUGGUGAAGGAAACGAACGACGUCUCACUGGAAGACAUGAAACAGCUGAUAUCAACACAUUUUUAUGGGGGGUUGCAAACCGUGGUGCAUCAAUUCGUGUUGGCCGAGACACAGAAAAACAGGGCAAAGGGUAUUUUGAGGAUCGGAGGCCUGCUUCGAAUAUGGAUCCAUAUGUUGUCACUUCCAUGGUUGCAGAGACCACCCUUCUGUGGAAACCAUGAUUCUGCUGUCAUCUACACGCAACCUUGAGACCGCCGCUGUUUCUGGUGACGUUUCAUCGUCAGAGUAGUUGAAUUGUAUCACAGCACAACCCAUUUAAGUAGCCUGUUUUAUUUUCUACCCGGUGUUUCGCUGUUUAUCUUUCUUUGUAUUUCAAGUCUUAUGGCGAGCUUCCUUGCCUUGUGAGUGGUCCUGACGAUGAAUAACAGCACAUUUACAUUGAUAACAUAUUGAAAUUAGGGCUGCUUUUUAUUGUGUU